Manduca sexta (tobacco hornworm) is the source of this 418-nucleotide messenger RNA. RefSeq names its product 60S ribosomal protein L39 (gene RpL39). Gene Ontology annotation, molecular function: structural constituent of ribosome. Gene Ontology annotation, cellular component: cytosolic large ribosomal subunit; ribosome. The record is from RefSeq and is a predicted model, not a curated record. Gene Ontology annotation, biological process: translation. NCBI's taxonomy places the organism in Eukaryota, Metazoa, Arthropoda, Insecta, Lepidoptera, Sphingidae. The transcript is spliced from 3 exons. Bases 212 to 367 code for a protein of 51 amino acids.
ACAUAGUAUUCAAGUAAAUGUGAGGCAAGAGUCCUCAAUUUCUUAAUUUUGUUUUUUGGUUUUAGCAUGCUAUUCCAGAUGUAUAAGCCAGGCGUAAAAGGCAGUUUGUUAUUUAAUAAUUUUACCCCUGGCAACAACUAAGUUCAAAUAACAAUCAUUGAUCGUUCAUUCAUAUUUCGUUCACUUUGUUUUGACAGCCAAAGCCGUCGCAAUGUCGGCCCACAAGACAUUUAUUAUUAAGCGAAAACUUGCUAAGAAGCUGAAACAAAACAGACCUAUUCCCCAAUGGGUCAGAAUGCGCACGGGGAACACUAUUAGAUACAACGCCAAGAGGCGUCACUGGAGGAGGACUAAGCUCAAGUUGUAAGCUUACCAGCAUAUCGACUAAGUUAAAUAAAUCCCCAACAUAAAACCCUAA